Pimephales promelas (fathead minnow) is the source of this 2298-nucleotide messenger RNA. RefSeq names its product putative aminopeptidase W07G4.4. NCBI's taxonomy places the organism in Eukaryota, Metazoa, Chordata, Actinopteri, Cypriniformes, Leuciscidae. Gene Ontology annotation, biological process: proteolysis. Gene Ontology annotation, cellular component: cytoplasm. Gene Ontology annotation, molecular function: metalloaminopeptidase activity; manganese ion binding. The record is from RefSeq and is a predicted model, not a curated record.
AAGGAAUAUGUCAUAUUAAAAUACAUUUGUGGGUUAAAACAUUAUGCGUGUUAAACUCUCGCAUUUGAAAUAAAUAAAUGCAUUAAUUACACAAUUUCUGUGCAUUUUAUUUCAUUACAAUGUUCAGAAAAACUACAUUUUCAUGCAUCACGUCACAUGACUCAAUUUUGGUCAUAUGAUCAGACUAUAUCAGCUCAGCUGACAUCACGACUUCAUUUCUGCAAGACGUGAGGAGGAAACGUGACGAUGUCUGUAAGUAUUCAGCCUAUCCAGUGGACCUCUGACUGCAAAGACCCGAAUUUUGAUGGCAUUAUCCUAAUAACCCAAAGUUAUGAGCAGCUGCCUGCUGAGCUGGAGUGUUUGAAAGCACCGUUGCAGGACUACAGUGCUGUGGACUGUUGCUUUGGGGAAGAGGUCGUGGUUGUCAAGGCUCCUGGUCUCCCUGGUAACAGAUUGGUGUUUGCCUGCACCGGUCCAGUGAAUCGGGACUAUGAUGAUGUCCGGCGGUUCAGCGAUGCUGCUGCUAAAGGCGUUAAGAGGGCUCUGAAAACCGGCAUGCAGCGCCCUCUGCUGGUUUGCCCCCCACACAACAGCUAUGCAAAAAACACCCUGACAGCUGUGCUAGGAGCCCUGCAAAUUCUCUACAUGCCUCUAGAGGUGAGGGAGUCCAAGUCGUCCCCCGGCCAUAAGGUGUCGAUUCUGGGCAUCUGGGUGAACAACCAGACUCAGGGAGACGCCAUUACUGAGAUGGCCACUGCUCUGGAGAGCGGCAGGUUUGUCUGUCGUGAUAUCGGUGGCUCUGACCCGGAGAGAAUGGCUGCCCCGCGUGUGUCUGAGUAUGUUCAAGCAGUCUUCAAGGAUAGUCCUGUAACGGUGACUGUAGUGAGUGAUUUGAAAACUCUGGAGAAGGAGUACCCCUGUUUGGCUGCAGUCAACCGCUGUGCUAACACUGUGCCGCGACAUCAGGCCAGAGUGAUCAAGCUGCUGUACUGUGGAGAAGGACCCAUUCAACAGACUCUCAUGGUGGUUGGCAAGGGCGUUACGUACGACACCGGUGGAGCUGACAUCAAGGCCGGUGGAAUCAUGGCUGGAAUGCACAGAGAUAAAUGCGGAUCUGCUGCUGUUGCUGGAUUCUUCCAGAUCAUAGCCAAACUGAAGCCCAAACACCUGAAGGUUGUGGGCGCGAUGGCAAUGGUGCGGAACAGUGUCGGGUCUGAUUGUUAUGUGGCGGACGAGCUAGUGGUGUCUCGCGCUGGUCGUAGAAUCCGAAUUGGAAACACUGAUGCUGAAGGAAGAAUGGCCAUGGUGGACUUGCUGUGUGAGAUGAAGGAGCAGGCGUUGCGGGAAGUGUCUCCUCAUCUCUUCACUAUUGCCACUCUGACCGGACAUGCUAUCAGGGCCAUGGGGGCGUACUACUCGAUCAUAAUGGAUAACGGUGCUGCUCAACGCUUAGGAAACGCUCUGCAGUGGCAGAAAGCGGGAGAGGUGCUGGGAGAUAUGUUUGAGGUGUCCACUGUCCGUCGAGAGGAUUAUGAGUUCCACAAAGGGAAGUCUGAGUACGAGGAGAUCCUCCAGUCCAAUAACCUGGCUUCGUCUGCCACGCCACGCGGACACCAGGCGCCCGCCGCAUUCCUCAUCAUGGCUUCUGGACUGGAUAAGCAUGGAGUGGACUCGGACAAACCUCUGCCUUACUCCCAUAUCGACAUUGCAGGAUCCUGCGGCCCUUUCCCUGGGGUCCCAACAGGAGCCCCAAUACUUGCCAUGGCGGCAAACUACCUGCAGCUCUAAACAUCCGUCCAAUGAUUUUCUGUUCCUUAAUGAAUUCAAUUAUUUCUGUCUUGUGCCAUUUCUCGAUUAAUGGCUUUCAUAUCUGCUCCGUCUGACACAGAGUGGCCAAAUAAUGGCACUUUUAUCCUUCCAUUUAUGAAUGCCAUCCAUCUUUAUCAUUUUAUCACUUCAGUUCAUACAUGCAUACAUGUCCUUAAAAAAACCCAUAUGCUCCUCUCUCAUACACAUCUGAUAUAAUGUUAUCAUUUUGAACCGGUGCAGGUUCUCUGUAUCUUAUACGCAUUUACCGAAAUGAAUUAACCAAAGCAAAGUGUUUUAUUUCCAUUCUUACCCUGUAGCCUUACAGUUUCUCCGUUGAUGUGACGUUAAAGAGAGGGGGAAGAAGUUGAGCCAGUGAUUUGAUAACACAUUUCAUCUGUGAUUUUUUUAGCAAUACUGUUAGAUUGAGAAUAUUGCAUAUUGUGUAACUGCCCAUUUUGUAUGUAAUCAAAAUAUGAGAAUAAAAACUUU